AUGUCCUCUGAUCGCGCCCUCACUGAGGAGCAGCUCAAUGCCUUGUUUGAUAUCCUCUCUCACAAUGAAACGUAUGCUGAAAUUGAAGGCUUCAAGUACUCCGAAGCCGUGACCAACUAUGGGUAUCCCUUUAGGAGCGCAAAUGUCGCAUCGAAGACCGAAUCUUCAACGCCGUUCACCACAGCCCCCAACACCCCGCGACUCCGAAGCCCUAUGCCAGCACGCAGCUCGAUAGAAUCCAACUCAGACAGCGCCAAGUCUACGAGCCCGGUGCUGCAAACUCUACUUACCCGAUUCAUCCUCCCUCUGCCAUGGCUGAAGGAACUUCCCCGAGACUUCUGGGCGGUGAGGGUGCGGGGUAUUUUGUGCCGACUGGCCGACGCAGGGCUAUCCGAGAGCUACGACAAGGGAGCUCUGGGGUUGAGGAAAACUCUGGCCACUGGGGCGAGCACUCUCAUUGAGAUGGUUGGCAGAGGUGUGCUUGGCGGUGUCGCCGAGACCGACGAAAUGAAGGGGGAGCUCGAUCUGAACAAGGCCGAGGAUCUGGAGCGGGCUUGGGACGACUUUGUCCAGCAGCUUGUACAUGGGAACUUGGUCACAGAGAUGUUUCCUCACAUGGUGGAGACGGAUGACCUCGAGGCGCACUCGGACACAAUGAAGGGCGCUGCUGACUACGCCAUCGUUCACCUUGCAACUUUCAUCCAUCACGUCUUUGUGACCUCACCGGAAGGACAGUACCUCCUGCAGCUACUACAAAACGUACACGGACUCAUUCCCUACAAAAUGCUCAAGCAGACCCUGCGGAUAGGAAACGCAGCGUCAAUGAUCAACGGAGUCAUCAGGCUGUUGCUCGCAAAAAUGAGCCUCGGUGGCAUCACCAACUGGGUAGGCCUCACGACGAAUGCGGAGGAUGGAAUGAACCUUUUGCAGCGCAUCAUCAGCCUCGUCCUGUCCUGGGACGCUGCAGAGUUCAAGAAAAGCGCCGAAAAGAUCGAGAAGGACAAAGGCGAAGGUCGGCCGGAUUCCGAGAUUCUCGAAACACUGCGAGACUACAUUAGCGAGGGGGAGCGCGUGGAGCGAGACGCUGUGCGGCAAACGAGCCUGGCACAAUCACAGUCCAUCGUCACCGCCAUUCUCUCGACGACAGAGCCCGAGCUCGCGGCUGGGCUCUCCGAACUUAAGCACGUCUCGGCACUCCAGUACUACUCUGCCCUCCUAUCUGUCCGUGACCGCGACGCAAUCACCUCCGCUCUGUGUCGUCAGUCCCCGGAUCACUUCACAACGAUGAUAAAGGAGCUCGUGGCUUCUUACGAGCCGUUCAUCCGCAUGGUCCAUCAAGGUGUCGAUUUACGCGAGUAUCUCGAGGCUGGCCAGGCCUUUAUCGAUGAAUUUAUCACGACCAGCCGAGGCUCGGAGGGAAAGCGAGCUAGUGUAGAGGACUACGUGGGCCUGUUGCGAAGGAACAAGCACAUUUUCUACCGAUGGGUACACGAUGUUGCGAAGAAUUGCCCCGAGGUCUGGGAGGAACUGCAGACAUGGAGCCUGGACGUGGUGGUCAAGUUCAGGCAAACGCCUGCCGAGAACCAGAAACGAUCCGUCAUGGCUACAAGAUUGGAAGCACUGUUUGUCGGGCUUCCGGAAGCCUCGCGAAGAGACGUGAUGGCAGCGCUGGACAAGCACGCCAAGCACCUGUGCGAGUUGAGUCGGUUAUCACACAAGGACCUCCAGAGUAUUCUCACUAGCACAUCAAGUGGCGUGGGUGGAAACGAUGGCAGCCAGACGGGCCCGGGCAUAUACCUCUUCCGCUGGCAGAGUCUCCUAGACACAACACCGGUUACCCCUGACAUGCCCGUCGGGCCGAUACGACGAGGAAAAGAUGUCAAGCACAGUCUUGCCAUGGGGAAGACAAGCAUAAUCAGCGACAAGAACACUAUGUUUGGCGAGGGGGAAGGUGAUGUUGCAGCGAUAGAGGCGCCGGAUGUAAGAGUCGUGGUCAAGGAACUCGGCGAGGGAUUCGUCAAGGUCCUUCAGGAACUCGGCGGGCCUGAUUAG
This is a messenger RNA of Emericellopsis cladophorae, 2052 nucleotides long. RefSeq lists its product as uncharacterized. The coding region runs from base 1 to 2052 and encodes 683 amino acids. NCBI's taxonomy places the organism in Eukaryota, Fungi, Ascomycota, Sordariomycetes, Hypocreales, Bionectriaceae. The transcript has 2 exons. The record is from RefSeq and is a predicted model, not a curated record. Gene Ontology annotation, molecular function: phosphatidylinositol binding.